AUGAAUGGUUUAUCCUUCUCGGAGAUCUGCUGCUUAUUUUGCUGCCCUCCAUGUCCUUCGAAAAUCGCAGCGAAGUUGGCAUUCUUGCCGCCCGAACCGACAUACAGUGUCACGACUCAUGAAGAUGGCAACUUUUCACUUCACCUCACCGAGCGCGCAGAAUGGCAGUUUAGCCAGAACGAACUGGACAACAUAGAAGUUUUUAAAACGAAAUCAAAGCAGGGGAAUAAUAUCUGUUGUAUGUAUGUAAAAACGUCGCCUAGCGCCCGAUUUACCUUGCUUUUUAGCCACGGAAAUGCGGUCGACCUAGGUCAAAUGUCUAGUUUCUACAUUGGGCUUGGUCAAAGAAUAAACUGUAAUAUUCUAUCAUACGAUUAUUCUGGAUACGGGGAGAGUAGUGGCAGCCCUUCAGAAGGUAAUCUGUAUGCAGAUAUAGAAGCUGCUUGGCAAGCUGCUAGGUUGAAAUAUAACCUUAGUCCUGAAAGUAUUGUCCUUUAUGGGCAAAGUAUUGGGACGGUACCUACUAUUGAUCUAGCAUCCAAGUUUGAGUGUGCAGCAGUUAUCUUGCAUUCACCGCUAACUUCAGGAAUGCGUGUUGCAUUUCCCGAUACUAAACGGACAUGGUGCUGUGAUGCUUUUCCCAGGUAAAUAUCAUUUGAUAUUAUACCCAUCUUUGUUAUAGUAACAAUACAGGAUAACAUGAUAUUCCCUUAUUUAUAUACACCCAGUAUUUAUAGUAUAUGCAUAUUUAAUAAGUUGCAAAAUAUCUAAUAUAAUGAGAUGUUAGGAUUUUGGAUUUAUGAUAUAAAUGUAUGAUCCAAUUGAUCCCUAAUUGUUACUUUCUAUCUGAUGCCUUUUGAUACUUGCAUGUUGUCAUUUGUAAGACUGAGUACAACAACACCCAACACUUUUUUCCUUGAGCAGUAAAAUAGGGUUAUGUCGUUGUGUUGCGGGUCAUAACUAUGUAUAUUUAUAAUAAUUAUGCAUGCAUAUAUUAUACAGUUCCCAGGGUUCGUAGCGUUCUUGCCGUUCCUGGUGUUCUUGCCGUUCCUGGCAUUUGAGUCAUUCCAGAGAACGUCCACACCACCCCCAGGUCACAGAGGAAUUUGCAAGUUAAGCCCCCCUACCACCUUUGGAUCCCCUAGUACAUUUACUACUAUUAGAAGUAGAUUUCGUCCAUAGGGGGAAAUGGGGAUCCUUUCUUGAAUAACUCAUUGCAAAAUAACAAAGUAGGGCAUAUUUGGUGCAUCUCAAUCACAGGCAGAUAGACAGGUUAACCCAUGAAAACCCAAAGACCUGUUUACACUCGCAAUUUUUGCUGUGAUUUCCAGUGCGAUUUUCCUCUUCUGAUAAAUGUGAAUGAGUGGAUGAAUUAUGAAUGUUCAGAUGCGGGAACAUAUACUCAGAACAUUAAAAACUUAUCCACUCGUAUACAUGCACCAGAAGAAGAAAAUCGCAGCAAAAAUUGCGAGUGUAAACGGACCUUAACAAUUUACUCUUCUGGAAUGUAAAUUCAUCUGCCAUUAGACAGAGUGACUGGAAAUAAUGAGAGUAUGUUACAUGUAAUGUGUUAAUUUCUUUCCCUUGUGUUUGUAGCAUUGAAAAAGUCUCGAAGAUCGUCUCACCCGUAUUAGUUAUACAUGGCACAGAAGAUGAGGUUAUUGACUUUUCACAUGGUCUAGCCAUUUACGAAAGAUGUCCUCGUAAGGUCGACCCGCUGUGGGUAGAAGGUGCCGGACAUAACGACGUGGAGUUAUAUGGACAGUAUUUAGAACGCCUUAAGAAAUUUUUGCAACAGGAAAUAGUGAAUUAG
This is a messenger RNA of Paramuricea clavata, 1813 nucleotides long. The record is from the annotation of a GenBank genome assembly. NCBI's taxonomy places the organism in Eukaryota, Metazoa, Cnidaria, Anthozoa, Malacalcyonacea, Plexauridae.